Molecule: messenger RNA, 2328 nt
Organism: Nerophis lumbriciformis (worm pipefish)
Lineage: Eukaryota; Metazoa; Chordata; Actinopteri; Syngnathiformes; Syngnathidae
Biological process (GO): regulation of transcription by RNA polymerase II
Molecular function (GO): DNA-binding transcription factor activity, RNA polymerase II-specific; RNA polymerase II cis-regulatory region sequence-specific DNA binding
Source: RefSeq, a predicted model, not a curated record
AUGACUGCAACCCGCCAGUAAACCGGAACAAGAAAAAGAAGACGACCGAAACGUUAGAUACUUGGGAACACGCCGACACAACAUAGCCGUGAGGGCUUUUAAAUGUGUAAUUCCUCAAUGUCUACCGUUAUUCGUCUGACGUUUGAAAAAAACUACACGUUAUUUAUUAUUAAUUCCAGCAUAACCUUGAUUCGUCUCAGUGAACUUUGAAGCUUCUCGGGCUAGCUUAGCUUGCUACUUAGCUUAGCUCGUUAGCCGCUAACAAAGAGGCGAGGAAGGGUUCAACACACCGCCGAGCAGACAUCAAAUGUGAGUGCAAAGUGUUGAGAUUGUGUGGAAAUGUGCGAAAUAACGAUAGCCGAGUAUAAGGAGGAGCUUUCUCCAAAAGAGGAGACCGAGCGACAACAUCAACUACUGGACGCUGUUUUCAAGAAACCGGAAGUCGUGUUACACGGAACAGUCUGUGUCAGUCAAAAACUACAACCUCAAAGAAGACGAGGAGGAGCCACAGCUUCCCCUGGUCAAAGAGGAAGAGCAGGAACUAUGGAUCACUGAGGAGGAGGUUGAUCUCACCAUGUUUCCACUGACUGUUGUCUCGGUGAAGACUGAAGACCGUGAAGACAAACCACCUGAGUCCUCACAGCUUCAUCACCGUCCAAACGUUGAGCAGCUGAUUGGUCGCCAAGAAGAACCUUCCCGUCAGCCGCAGAAGGGGAGCUCCACUUUGAAGCAGGAGGAUCCACAGCCCCCUCACAUUAAAGAGGAAGAGUAUGGAUUUUCGACCACGCAUGAGGUUGAGUGUCUUCUAGGGCAGCAGAAGGCUGAUCCCACCAAGUUUCAAUUGACUGGUGUCUCUGUGAAAACUGAAGACCAUGAAGACAAUCCACCUACGUCCUCACAACUUCAUCCCAGUCCAAGUGAGAAGAACAGAGCCGUGGAACCUUCAAGGAGAAGCUCACCACAACAAAUAAAAGAAGCAGAUGGAGACACGAAGCAGCGAGAAGACCGUCCCCCUGCGCCACAGGAGGAAAGCUCCACUUUGAAGCAGGAGUAUCCACAGCCCCCCAACAUUAAGGAGGAAGAGGAGGAACGCUGGAUCAGUCAGUCAGGAGAAGAGUGUCUUCUCGAGCCGCAGGAGGCUGAGCUCACCAAGUUGCCUCUGACUGGUGUCUCUGUGAAGACUGACCUAUCUAAUAGUGACAACAUAAUGUCCCAAUCUGAGGAUGAAGACGAGAAUGACACCAAAGAACCUUUGAGCAGCGAUACAGACUGCGAGGAUGAUGUGAGGACUCACACUGACAACAAACACCCAGAAUGUUCUGAAAAGAAGACAAGGAAAACAGGUUUUACUUGCUCGUUUUGUGCUAAAAUGUUUUGUAAAAAAUCGAAUUAUGCUCGACACAUAAGAACACACACACAAGAGAAACCUUUCAAGUGCUCAGUUUGCUGCAGUAGUUUUUCUCAGAAAGUCACUUUGACUAUACACAUGAGAACGCACACAGGAGAGAAACCUUUUUGUUGUUCAGCUUGUGGCGAUACAUUUUCUCGGAAGGACUGCCUAAAAUUACACAUGAGGACGCACACGGGAGAAAAACCUUUCAGUUGCUUAGUUUGCUCCAAAAAGUUUUCUUUCAAGGACACAUUGACUGGUCACAUGAGAACGCACACGGGAGAAAAACCUUUCAGUUGCUCAGUUUGCUGCGAUACAUUUACUUGCAAGAGCACGCUGACUAAACAUAUGAGGACACACACAGGAGAGAAACCUUAUAUUUGCUCAGUUUGUGGCGAUACUUUUUCUCGAGGAGACAGACUGAAAUUGCACAUGAGGAAACACACAGGGGAGAAACCUUAUAUUUGUUCUGUAUGCGAUAAAGCUUAUUCUAAAAAGCAAAGUCUGACAGGACAUAUGCUGGCACACAACAGAGAAUAAAUGUUUUCCUGUCCUGUUUGUGCUGUAAGAUUGUCAAGUAGAAUUGUAAUGUCUCACGUGGAAAGUUGUAGUUUAUUUCUGACAUAUAUACAGCACUUUGAUAGUUAUGAUCUGUUGUGUGUGUGUGUGGUAACAGAUUCCCUCAUGAGUUCCAGGUUAGAGUGCCACUAAGAACAGUAGCUACAUUAUUUUAGAUCAACUCUGAAACAAAUAAAAACAUGUUGACUAACAAGCUCAGACAGUCUGAUUGUUUGAGGACAACAUGGAUGGAGUGAGGUGUGUUUGGUAUAUUUUCUGUCUUUAUGAUGGCACCAACAUUUAAUUCUUUAUUUGAAGAGCAUUUAUCAUGUUAUCUGGCUCACUGUUUCUUUUUUUGCCAUCUGGAAGACUUAUAUCUG